Lactuca sativa (garden lettuce) is the source of this 903-nucleotide messenger RNA. The record is from RefSeq and is a predicted model, not a curated record. Lineage: Eukaryota; Viridiplantae; Streptophyta; Magnoliopsida; Asterales; Asteraceae.
AUGAAGGAAAAGUUGAAUUCAAAGCUCAAUGAUUCAAUAACAAAGUUUCCUGAAAAGGAAACUUUCAGUAUUUUCAAAGAAAAUAUUACAAAUAUAAUUGUUGAAGAUAAAACUGAAAGCAAAUUUUUUCUUGAAUUUCCAAGUAAUGAAAUUGGACUUGAAGAAACAAAGCAGAGAAUGAAGAAACAAAGAAUGAUGGAGAUAACAAUAAAAAAGAAAGUGCUGAAAAAAAAAGGUGAAACUGAAGUAAAAGAGAAUGAUGGAGAGAUCAAUGAAAAUGAGAAUGACGAAGAGAAAAACAAUGAGGAGACUGAAGAAACAAAUAAUGAUGGAGAUACUAAUCGAAAAAAUGAAACAAAUCAAAAUUUGUUGGAGAAAGUUGUUGAAAACAUUGUGGAUAAUGUCCUUGGCAUUGGAUUUUCAAGUUUAAAUAGUAAAGAAGAUGAAAUCUGGAUUAACCCUGAAAUGAAAACUAUUUUGGAUAAUAUUGAUAUAUGGUCACUAAUAACUAGAAGUAAAACUUAUACUUCGAUCACUCAAGUUAUUCAAGGGAAGGAAAACUCAGAAGGUAUACAUAAACAAAGGGGAGAAGUUGAGAAAGGAAAGAGAGAUGAUAUAGGUAAAUGGAUGGAAAGGGAAAGUCUGAACAUGGAAAUAAAGGAGGAGUGGAAGUUGAGAAGACAAAAGGAAAUGAUGGAGGUGAAGAUAAACAAAGAGAAGUUGAAACUACUGAAAAAAAAUAAAGAUAAAGGUGGAGAUAAACAAGCAGGAGAAGUUGAGAAAGGAAAUGCAGAUGAUAGAGAUGGGAUAUUUCUAUAUGUUGUGUAUCUUUUAGGCAAAGGAAAGUGUGAAGAUGAAAAUAAAAAAGGAGGAGAAGUUGACAAGACAAAAGGAAAUAAAUGA